UUAUGAUAAAAUUGAUAAAGUAAAAUAAAAACAGCAUAAACAAAUUAUUGUAACUAAUAGUUAGCAGGGAUUUAUACAUUAUAUUUUAAAGCAAAAUGGUGAAAAUCUGGAAGCUGGGUCUGAUGAGCUACGACACGGCCCUAAAGAUUCAAAGGGCUAUAGUUCGUAAACAACUGGAAUCCAUGACGGACGGCACAGGCAAUUGGGAUACUCUCCUAUUACUGGAGCACAGGCCUGUAUACACUGUCGGAAUCAGAGACGAGACAUGUAAAGAAGAAGUACAAAGACUGAGUUCCUUGGGAGCAGCAUUUAGGAAAACAGACAGAGGUGGUCAGAUUACUUUCUAUGGCCCCGGCCAGCUAAUAGCCUACCCAAUCAUUAACCUGAGACACUUCAAACCUAGUGUCAAGUGGUAUGUCAACAGCUUGGAGGAGACUGUCAUAGACCUUUUAUCUGAAUUAGGGCUGAAAGGUAAUAGGUCGCCGCACACAGGCGUGUGGAUCGACGACAACAAGGUCGCCGCGAUCGGCGUGCGCGCCACGCGGUACGUCACGUCGCACGGCGUCGCGGUCAACUGCGACAACGACCUGUCCUGGUUCGACCACAUCGACCCCUGCGGCAUCGACGACAAUGGCGUCACCUCCUUGUCUAAAUCCACUGGCCUACCUUGCACUAUAGACAAAAUUACCCCCAUGUUUAUAAAGAGUUUUGACAAGGUGUUCGACUGUAAAAGUGAAAAUCUUGAAGUAGACGCGCAGACUGAAAUUUUAGAUAGUAUUUAUAAUAAGAUAGUUGCUACGCAAUGAGUGCUCGCGAAUGGUAUUUAUUGUUUAUAUGGAUAUUUUUACAAUAUUUGUGUUUUUUACGCACAUGUUAGGUACAUGCGUUUUGCCUUGUCGUGCUGCCAUAAUCUUAGUAGUCCAGAUACAAAAAUAAUAGUUCGAGCUAAUUUACUACCUAGUUUUGUUCCUUCCUAAUUUGUAUUUAUUAACAGUUAACACAUUUAUCUGAUAAAUGGAUGCAAUUGAACUAGUAUCUAGGCUACUGUCCUUGUCCGUUUGUGUUGUCGAUUUUUUGUCAGGUUUUGAUAAAAUUUGGUGGAUAUGUAGUAUCCUAUUUUGUUUUACGAAAUUACGUAAACGUAUGGUAUUUUUGUAACUCAACGGAAAAUAUAAAUAGGUAUGUACAUUUUUUAACUUCCAAAUUUUAUCAAUAUCUGACGAAAAACGGCAGCUAAUAAAAUAGUACUUAAAUUGACUGUUAGAAUGAGCAGGUAUUUAUUAAUGAAAUUAUUGAGUUAAAUAAAAAAGAAAUAAUUUUCUACAAGUUUAUUUCAUUUGUUAAAUAAUGAAAAAAUAAAUAAGUCAAUUGAUUUAACCUAAAUAAAUAAAAGAUGAAGUCUCAAGUUGGGUUAGGAGAAACGACAAGUCGACGAUUUCUGGAAGGCAUGUACUCGUACAACUGUUGCGUCGUAGCUCAUUUCAUCGAAACCCAACUGAAAGUUCGUGGAUAGUAACCCGCUGCCUCCGCGGCAGCGGCGUAUUUACAUACAACGCGUAGCUACACGACACGGCCGCGGCCGCACCCCGGUGGCCCGCUGCUGAGAGGUUCCGGAUGACGCCCAUCUCCAACACCGGACACCCCCAGGGAAAUUUGCUAUUUGUUAUCAUACUUUAGACUACUUUUAUAUAAAUAAACCUAAUCGAUAAAUUCUAGUAAAGAAUUAUGCUAAAAUGUAAAGGUUACAACAA
Cydia fagiglandana is the source of this 1751-nucleotide messenger RNA. It is a transcript of the gene Lipt2, whose product is annotated as octanoyl-[acyl-carrier-protein]:protein N-octanoyltransferase LIPT2, mitochondrial. Gene Ontology annotation, cellular component: mitochondrion. Gene Ontology annotation, biological process: protein lipoylation. NCBI's taxonomy places the organism in Eukaryota, Metazoa, Arthropoda, Insecta, Lepidoptera, Tortricidae. The coding region runs from base 96 to 806 and encodes 236 amino acids. The transcript has 3 exons. The record is from RefSeq and is a predicted model, not a curated record. Gene Ontology annotation, molecular function: lipoyl(octanoyl) transferase activity.